Messenger RNA from Drosophila obscura, 345 nucleotides. RefSeq lists its product as uncharacterized. The record is from RefSeq and is a predicted model, not a curated record. The transcript is spliced from 2 exons. NCBI's taxonomy places the organism in Eukaryota, Metazoa, Arthropoda, Insecta, Diptera, Drosophilidae. The coding region runs from base 13 to 345 and encodes 110 amino acids.
CCAGUGCUUAGGAUGUUGUUCCUGGCGCCGCGCAAACAUCUGUUUGCCACCAAUCUGAUCAUCCUGCUGAUGAUCUAUGUGAUGCGCAAGUGCCUGCAGCUCUUUUGCAUACUCGAGAAUCGCACUCAGCAGCAGCAGCAGCAGCAGGAGGAGGAGGAGGAUUCCCCAUUGAUGGAGAGACGCGGCGGCUUCAAGAUCAUACCCGAUGCCAUGCACAAGAGCAUGCACGGCUUUGGCUAUGGCGAGGGCCACUACCAGAUCUUCGUGGAGAAGAAGGAGCGAAAUCUGCCCACCCAUUCGCGCCUCAAUGCGGCCACAGCUGAAGUGAAGCUGAAUCCCAAUUAG